Molecule: messenger RNA, 3548 nt
Organism: Toxoplasma gondii ME49
Lineage: Eukaryota; Apicomplexa; Conoidasida; Eucoccidiorida; Sarcocystidae
Product: ribophorin i protein
Exons: 11
Coding region: 1-2880 (959 amino acids)
Cellular component (GO): oligosaccharyltransferase complex; membrane
Source: RefSeq, a predicted model, not a curated record
AUGGAGACUGGUUCGACGCGGGUGUCUCCGGUUUCCGCUCCAGAGAGUCCUGCGACCUGGCGGUGCCUGUCGCCUGUGCCAGUUCCCCUCGGCUCUUCGUUUGCCUCCGUUUUCUUCCCGCUCGCGCUGCCGUUCGCGCUGCCGUCUUCUUCUUUUUCCUCGUCUUGCCCUUUUGCAGGUUUCGCGUCUCAUCGAGCUGGCGCAUGGGUCCAAGGCAUCCGCUGGAGAGAAAAGGGCAAAGCGACGGGUGCCGCACCGGACGUCGCCAACGCUGUUGUGGCGACCGCCUCAGACCCCAGUGAUGAAGCACUGGAAAUCGCUCUUUCGAUGCCGACGCUAUGUAUGCACGCAUUUCUUUCUCGCGUUUCUCUCUGGAUUUCCCCCUCUUCUCUUUGGCGGCCGUCGAUCCCUGCCGGCUCUCCUUCAGGCUCCCGACAGCCCCGUGGGUCAACUCCUGUUCUCUUUGUCGUCUUCUUCCUUCUCCUUCUCUUCUGGCUUUUCUCGCUUCUCCUGCGUCUCGCGUCUCCCUGGCCGCUCUCAUGUCCACUGGGUGCUCUGCUGCUUGCCGAGGCGAAGGACUUUCGCUUCGAUUCCCUCGAAAUAGCGCACAGAAGUCCAGAUCUCCACCAUCCUCUCCCGUACCCUGUCGACGCGAGCGCAUGCGGCUUGGCUGCUCUCAGGAGGCUAGGCGAGCGGCUGCGGGAGAGCACGAAGCAGACGAGCUCCCGCCACACUUGGCGCAGAGGCGAAGAGACUUCCGAGAUCCUUGAAAAGGCCAUGAAAACGGGAGUCGUGAUUGAAAAGCUGGAACGGCGCCUCGACAUGAAGCGGCAAGUCAAGGUGACCAUCAGGACGACAGUGGCCAAUCAUGGAGCGUCUGCAGUGGAGAACCUCGCGUUUCUCCUCCCCUUUCACGAGGCCGUGCAGGUCGGCUGGAUGGCAGCCAAACAGAACGGGCAAACUGUCUCCUUUGACGCCAUCUCAGAGCGUCCCCGCAUUUCGUCAUUCUCUCCGCACACACCUGCUUCUCUCUCACACGACGCCCUCCUCUUUGAAGAAGUCGACCAGGCGCUGCAGGUCGCCGCGGGCGUCGCUGCAGACUCUCCUUCUGGCGGGAGAAGCGGCGCGAACGAUCUGGCCCGGAGCACGAGAGAAGAAGGGGAAGAUGAGUGCCGCCCUCUCCUCCUGGAGUUGCAUCUUCGGAAGCCGCUGGAGCCUCAAGGAAGAACGCACAUCGAGAUCACCUACAUCUUAGGACGCGCGUAUCGCCCAGUGCCGCGAGCGGCGCCUUUGGGCGCGGUCCAGUCUGUUCUUUUCGUCUCGACGUCUGCCUGGCCUUCGCCGUAUCCCGUCCUCCACGGGAGUUCAACUGCGGUUGCGUUGGCGCCUGGGACUUCUUUAGGCCCUGCAGGAGCGACGCGCAUCAUGAAGAAAUACGGAUUCAAGCAGGAGUCGCAGCCAGACGGUCCGUGGAUGAUCGUCGCGCCUGGUCCGACUUUGCCGUUCGAAGUCGGGCAACCGUUCGUGCUGCACAUGCCGCUGCCGCUCCAUUUGGGCUACUUUCUGUCGGCAGAGAGAUUUGUUGAGGUCUCGCAUUUCGGCAACAUCUUCUUCCACGAGUGGUAUCGACUCCAUAACGACGCGGCGAAACUCGAGGGAUCGUACGACGCCAUCACGGCUGCAGCACUGCAGGGGAUUCAGCCUGGCGCGCCUCGUUUUUCGCGGCAUAUGAAGAAAGACGAAGUGAACGACCCGCGCGAGCCUCCGGCCUCUCACAUGCUCACACACCUCGUCGCUGCGCUGCCGAAGCGGGCGUUCUCCCUCGAGGUUUUCGACCAGAUCGGAAACGUCUCGUCCACGAGAGCGGCGCGCGUCGGUCCCGAGGCCCAGCCGAUCUACACGGAACUGGAGCUGUAUCCUCGUUUCCCUCUCCUUGGAGGCUGGAACACCGACUUCCAGGUUCAGUACAAUUUGCCAGCACGAACAGUCAUGGUCAAACAUGCAGACGCGCAUCGGUACACACUCAAUCUGACUCUGGCGCCUCCCUUCAGGGACAUUUAUACCGAGGAUGUCUUCCUCAACAUUGCCCUCCCUUCAGGAGCGCAAAACGUCACUGUGACGUCGCCGAGGAAGGUCGACUGGAACGUGAACGAGAAGCUGCACUCAUGGCUCGACGUCUUCACUUUCAGGCCUCUGCUGAAGCUUCACUUUCCUUCGUCGUUUGUGCCAGACAGGAAUAUUCUGCAGUUCAAAGUCCAGGUCUCGUACGACUAUCCACCCUUCCUCGCUGUCGAGGUCUUCAAACAACUUCAAAUCUGCCUGCUCGUCUUCGUCCUCUUCCUCCUCCUUAUUCUCUCCCGAAGACUCAGAGUCUCCAUCGCAUGUCCGAGAGAAAAAGAGAAGCAGGAAACAGAGGAGACGGCCAUGUCAGUCAUGCGUCACCUUCUUGAAGUCUUCGAAGAAAUUUCCCAGAGCUCAGACGACCUCAUCGAGGGCAUGCACCGACUCCGUGCCUCGGCUUCGUCGCGUGAACAGAACUCUGGAGAUGGCCUCUCCCAGUGGAAGGCGCGAAUGGCUCGCGCGUCCGAAACGCUGGAGAAACACCUUGAGUUGUUGGACAAGGAACAGCAAGCCCAGUUUUUCCCUGGACUUCGCGCGAGCUUUCAGGUGUACAGACACCACGUCGAGGGUCUCGCCACCUGUCUGAAGGACCUGGAAGACGACAAUCGCAAAGUCUCCCUCGCACAGGCGCGCGCAGACCUGGCUGCUUCAGAACUUCUUCAACGCAUCAGACACCCUGAAAGGCGAGCGAAGCCUGUCGUCGAGAGUGCGGAUCUCAGGGCCGUCCAGGAACUCCAACGAGCAAAGAAAGAAGACUAGAAUCGAACGAGCAACGAGGCAAGACACAACCUGCGCCUCGUCUCACACAUCCCCAGUUGCUCUGCAGAUCUGGAGCUGCGAAGAAAGGCGCUGCAGUCGGACGGACAGGCUUCUGCGUAGGGCGCGAAAAAGGACAGAUGGCGAGAUCGAGAUUUCAUUCCACACCGACACAACAGUUCAACUCCACACUCCUGAUCAACAUCUCGCUCUUUUGCAUAUUUGUCUAUACACGUUUAUACAUGUACAUAUAUAUAUAUAUAUACAUAUAUAUACAUAUAUUUAUAUAUAUAUAUAUAUAUGUUCAUAGAUUUGUGCAUAGGCAUGCAGAAGCGAACCUUGAGCGGACGACCUUCCAGCCUUGUUAAUAUCCCAGUGGGGUCACCUCGUUCGUCUGCGUCGGUAUGAAGGGGGAAAGUGGAAGGGAAGUGCGAGAUUCGACGGUUUAGGAGAGAGCGGGGACGAGAAAAGACAAACCUGUCACAGCACGAGCGGACCCAGGAGGACAAUGGUGUCUCGACUCGUCUCGCUGAAUUCGCAUCUCGACGUGGAAUAGAGAGCUUCCUUUCCCUAUGUUUCCCCGCGUUAAAGGGAGGGGAUGAGGCAGAAAGAAAUGCAGCUUGUGUCAUGCUUUUCCUCUUGCAUGAGACACGCGAGAAACGCGCAUGUAG